AUGGCUAGUGUCCUUGCACGUCGUUCAGCAUUGCGUGCUGUGUCUACAGCACAGAGCUGCCGAAUUGUCCCCGUGGCUAGCCGUUCGGCACAAUUGUUAGGUCGAAGGCUUUAUUCCAGUGGGAAAAGUGAUGGGGGCCAUGAAAAUCACAGGUCUAGUGACCUGCCAUGGCUCCUAGGUUCUGUGGGUGUGACUGCACCUAUGGUUUGGUACCUACUUCAAACAGGCCCGGAGAAAAAGUCGCAUGAUGACGCACAUGCCCAUGGUCAUGGUUCCGAUGAGGCGCACAAAGAGGAAGCCGAUGAGAAAGAAGCUGCCCCCGAGGGAGAGGAAAAGGAGGAGCCGUCUAAGGAAGAGCCAAAGGAGGCUCAGCAAGAAGCCAAGAAGGAAGAUUCAUCUGCAGAUUCGAAGAAUGAACAGUCUGGCGAGGACAAGCCAUCUGGCAACGAAGCCAAGUCUGACACCGAUGAGAAAUCGAAGGAUGAAGAGAAGAAAUAG
Penicillium angulare is the source of this 498-nucleotide messenger RNA. RefSeq lists its product as uncharacterized. NCBI's taxonomy places the organism in Eukaryota, Fungi, Ascomycota, Eurotiomycetes, Eurotiales, Aspergillaceae. The record is from RefSeq and is a predicted model, not a curated record. Bases 1 to 498 code for a protein of 165 amino acids. The transcript is spliced from 4 exons.